AAAGCAUUGUCCACAGGCAGGCUUUAUGGCUUCGUACGAACCCCGCUUAUUCUGGCGUGGGUGCCCAAGAACUGGUAUUGGUAAACGUGAAUUGUCUGUCGUGUGCUCUCCGAUUCGAUUUCGUGCGAGUGGCUGAGAGCAUCACCAACAUCAACAUGCCACUGCAACUCGGCACGCCACACACCAACCUGCCUAGCAGCACGGGCAACACCAGUAAGGGCCGCAGCCGCAAGCCCGAACACUCAGUGAGUACGACGAGCACAGCGGCCAAAGCUGCUCCUGUUGCGGAAGCUUCCCCGGCUCCGCCUCCCCCGCCCGGUGGUACGAUUUCGACUGCUGGUACUACAUCAAAUCCAGCCCGACCCAACGCCGCGGAAUCGCAAAGUAAAUCGUCCGGCGCGAAGUUUCUCACAUCUCGGCUGCAUGCGGUGUCCGUUCGCGGGCAACUCGCGUGGGCGUUUUCACGCUUGGACCGGCACGCUGUCGUGGAAAGGGUGAAAGAAAAAUGCACAGGUCGGCUGCGCGAAAUCCGCGCGGUUCUCAGCGAGCUGCAAGCGGUAAACACCGCAGCACGUCAACCCUCCGCUUCUAAGAAGAGCCGGCUGCUGAAGGGCGCCAAACUUGAAGAGGAUCAUUGGGGCGGAGUCUCAGUUUCUGUUUCAGGUUCAGCUGAAGAUGCUGGGGAGGGGGAACAACUGUCGGCAACAACAUCUUCGAAGCCGCUGCGGCGUCAUCUUGAACAAACAGAGGACGGCUCUGCCUCAGGACCUUCUUCGCCCGCCGGGGUAAGAACAGUUUUCGAUGUUGUUGCGACACCAAUUCUUGCACAAGAUAAUUUCAAGUGGAUGAUGAUAGGUGUAGUGGAUAAAUACAAGUUGCGGAUUGAUAGUUGUCACUGUUCGUUGUCGUUUGCAUGCGCCAAAGACCAAGACAAUGUUGACACCAUGGUAUCUUCAUAUACAAACUGAGAGCAUCAUUUCCUGCAUUCGAUACAGGUUCUUUCCUCGCCUGAAAAGUACGACAUUCCUUCCGAGUCCGUGCCAACGCAGCCGGCAAGUCAACAACGUGCGAAAAUAAACAGUGGUUUUUAUGCAGCAGCUGCCCGCACGAAGAGGAAAAACCCACCGCCGGCAGUUGCGACCAUGGAACAAGUGGUGAAGGGCACGUCAGCUCUUGUUCAUCUGGCGAAUAAAAAUCCACCAGCCGGUGGUCCGACCGCGAGCAGCUCGAGCUCAGCCACACGACGCGUCAACGCUGGAAAGCCGCCACCGAAAAUUCACCACAAUCCAGGUAGUGCUGCAACGAGGGCGAUCUCGGUUGACUCGCAGCGGCCUAGGGGCGGCGGAGUCUUUGGACCAUUGACGCGUAGGAUUUUCUACUGUUCUGGUUGUUGUACUGCAGUUUCUACUUCUACUUUUGAUGGAGUGAGAACUUCUACACGACGAAGAAACCAGUCAGCAUGUUGUAUGUUAAAAGCGCUUUGAAGCCAGACACAGGAUAGGCAAUCGUUCUAGAUGAAUUUGUACGCAAAUAAUAAACAGCCCUGAACCUCCGCGAGGUGCUGACACCCCGAGAGCCGCUCGGGCGCAGUACCGCCAACUUUGGUUUUCAGCCUCUCAAACGCUGCGCUGUCAAUGAUCCGCGCGAACAAGAAGAACCGCAGCUGACGGAGCUGCAGGGAACUGCGAGUAAGGCCAAGAUCAACAAUAUCGGAGGUACAACUUCUAGGACGAGUGCCGGUUCUUGGAAGACAACUGGUGGAGUUGUACUAGCCCAGCAUGGGGCAUCUGCUCUUGCGGACAGCAAGAAUGGUUCCACACCCACCGCCGGUGCUUCUUCGGUGGGAACACUAAAAAAUCCCUCUAACACCACAACCCCUGCUGCAACCAGUUCCGGCACCACCUCAGCUGCCAGUACGCGAGGGGGCGUGCGGCCGAAGGGCAAAGCAAAAGUAACUGGAGCUUCGUCGUCCAAUGUCGCCCCAAUUACACAACAGUUUCCUGGGGAACAAGAGGAUCAAGAUCCACCAAUUGCGGCGAACAAAAUCAUGAAGACUGCCGGCGGAGCUGUACAAGUAGCUGGGACCGCAUCUUCUUCCACCUCCGGGCAGAUGAACCACAGCGGUGCAAAGACAGUGGCCGGAGCUGCGCCUGCCUCGUGGGUGAAGCCGGCCGUUUCGCCCCUCGGGGGCCGCGGCACGACAUCUUCUGCGUUUGCGGUGGGCAAGGGAGGGUACUACUAUAGUACUCAGUACUUCUUGUUCUUUUUUUCGUUUUUGCAGGAAAAGUUUGCAGCUGCCUCACGUCGACUGCGGUCGCGUCGGCCAGUUCUGUUCAUCCCAGUUCCUCCUAGCGCACUCAUUGUGAAAUGCCUCUGUAGUCGCUGUGUGUGUGUGUGUGUGUGUGUGUGUCGAGAAAUGAUCAGCAAAGGAUUGUUGACAUCAUCUGGUGGCUCUACUUCCAAAGCAGCGUGAUGUUGAAAAAAGAUCCUCACAACGAUUCACCAGGCCGGCGACGACAUCCAUUUUCGGUUUUCUUUCGCCACCGAUGACGGGAAGAGGACCUCCCGGUGGUAGUACAGCUGGGCAAACGCAGCUCAACUACAACUACAUGUUGCGCAAAGGCAGCGGCGAGUACCAGCACCAGCAGCAAGGCAACCCGCCGUGGAAUUUCAACUCGAACAAGCCGCGCACCGCGUCCGUUUUUGCAAGGUCCAGCACAGGUUGUAUUAGCAGUGGUAGUAGUGCUGGUCAUCAUCAUCAACAACAUCCGCGUAGUUGUGCUACUUCUAGUAGCAGUCACCUAUCCUCGGUUGCCAACACACCCUCGUCAUCCUCCAGCCGGAACACUGCAAACCAGAAGAACUUGGUUGCAGGAGCUCCGAAUAAAAAACGACCCAACUUGGAGCAGAUCUGCCUCGAGGGAUCGGAGGAAGUAGAAGGGCGUCAAAAUUCUAGGAAGAGACCUCCCGGUGCUGUUGGUCUGGCAGCUCCAGCUUCAUCUGAUUCUGCAACCAAAGUUCCGUUUGAAGAUGUGGUUCCGGCAGAUGAGACUCAUGGAGGUCCACAUGGAAAUAAAAUCAGUUCCCCGCGAACUACAAGCGACGUCCACCACCAAAAGCACCCGGCGGGUAGAGGCCUGCAGCAGGUCCUGGACCAGCACAGUGACGACGCUGCAAAUUUUUACGGUGGCGUGGAGAUCAACGAGGAGCCAGAAAAGACAGCGAUUGCCUGCACUACUGCAGCGAAGAACAAUUCUUACCCAGGGUCUAACGCGGCGGCCGCAGCGAGUACUACUAGUACAACGACAGCAAGCACAAGCAGUCGACCGGGGCAGAAAUCCAGAUUCAUUUUCGCAGGCAAGAAUCAUACCUCUGCUUCUUCUUCGCAAGCCAAUGCGACAGCAGUACAACAGCAUCCUACGUCCCGUGGUCGCGGAACCGCAAACAAGCAAGACGCGCAGCAGGGCCGACGGCAAAAAACGCACCCGUCUUUUCUUUUGCAUCGUGGCACCACGACGGUGCCAGCGGCGAAAGGACAGGUCGGUGGGGUAGUUGGUGGUGCAGCGGAAGUAGAUCUGCAAGAGACGCGAACUGGAAAAACUCCUGCUGUGUCGCACCAGCCGCAGUUUAGUAUUGACCAAGAAGAAGAAUCUGGCACUGCUGGCCCAGUGCGUAGUACCGCGUUGAAAAGCUGCAGCAAAAAAGCCGCGGCUCCUGCCGCGACCACGCCUUUGCAAGAAGAAGUAGAAAAAGCAACACUCACUCAGGAAAAUAAGUUGAGUGUGGUCCCUAGCACCGAGCUUUCUGGCGCUGGGCACCUUGCCGCGGCGCGGAUUCGGGCCAACACCUUUCUGAGUCCGCGCGGCUUUGUUGGCACCACGACAGCGGCUCAACAGCACGGAGCUUUGUCUGCUUGCGUUCCGCCGCCCAGGACUGUGGUCGGAGGAGGAAUCAAUAGUGCCGGCGUGACGCAGACGAGCUCAACGAUCCCAGGAACGACCAUGACCACCGCAAAAAAUCAGCGGAACAGCUCGGUGUCAAACACUUCAUCAGCCGCAUCAGCUGCUGCCCAGACUCCGAACAGCAACCUGCGAAUCAGCGCGCCCCUGAUUCCCAAUUUUUCCAAGGCGUUCGCGACGCCAAUGGUGGGCGCGAGAGAGCUGUUGGUCGCUCAAAGCACUGGCAGUAGCCGGGACGAUCAGGAUGGUGGCAGUACUAACUACAUCAACGGAGCAGCAGGGCCGCGGGGUGUUGGGGCGGGGAGCAAGCGGUUUUUCGGCAUGUCCGUGUCUCCUCCACCAUUGUAUCGGCUGCAGGUUCUUGGGGGAAGCGCAGCAGCUGGCGCCGCACCAACUCCCGAAACCAGCCCUCCGGGUGGUUCGACAGGAAUGUGGAAAAUGGCGUUUCAGCAAUGAAAAUAAAUAGAAAUAAGUAUGAAAGUUUAGUAGGUCUCUCGUCGUGCAGAAGUACGAGAAGCAGUAAAUACGUCUGAUAUGAUGUGAAAAUGAGUACUGAAAUAAAUGCUACGUUGUGUUGAAAGCGCUCUGAGUAGUUUCGCUCUGGUGUUGAAAGUUGUAUCUUCAUAGAUACGUCGAUUUUUUGUAGAAUCUUUGUCAGAUAGUGAUAGAAGACCAAAGCGAAAAAGAAAUACGAAACGUGAACAAUUUCAAUGGUUGAUAACAAUUUUUUGGGACGACAACGAUGCGGAUGCCUAUGCUAACGAUGUGCCCCCGCAGCCAGGUUCUUCGAACAUACAGAUACAGGUUAAAUUAUCCUUGACGUGGGAUAAAACAAAAGCAAAA
This is a messenger RNA of Amoebophrya sp. A120, 4802 nucleotides long. The record is from the annotation of a GenBank genome assembly. NCBI's taxonomy places the organism in Eukaryota, Dinophyceae, Syndiniales, Amoebophryaceae.